AUGUACUGGCCGUAUGCGAACGCGCACCGGCUCAGCGCUGCGCCGGGGGGGGCGGAGCGCGGCGCGCUGCAGCUCGCGCCGUCGAGAGAGGGUGUGCUGUGGCUUGCAUUGACACGCACAUCGCUUCAGGUGUGGAGUACACGCCCGUGCGAAUUCCUCGCGGCCGUCGAGCGCACCGAGCACAGCCUGGGCGAGUACGGCGAGAAUGUCUGGGCCGAGUGGCGGCACGACACGGGGGCAAUUGCGGUGCGCACCGCACGCAAUAUGCUUCUUUUUUAUGAUCUCGUGGGCGAGGGGGGGUACGCGUACGGCGCCGAGCAGGGCACCGUGCCGUCGCCCGCCGCCUUCCACGCGACCUUUCGCGCGAUGACCGGCGAGCACUUUCGACCACCGCACAAUGUCGCAGUCGGGGCUGGCGUGCGUAUACGGCUCGUGUUCCGUCACGCGCUCACAGUCGAACCGGGAAUCGCGUCGGUCACGGCGUACGAAGCCUACCUCUUGCUGGCGACCAAAUCCCCAGCUGCGGUCCAGCUCGUGGCAUGGCCGGGCAUCGAGGCGGCGUCGUACCCCACGCUCGUGCUUAGCGAGAUGGACUGGAUCGAGUCGGAUGCACCGCUCACACACGCCGUCUAUUCGCGGGCGAUGGCGAUGUUUGUAUGGAUCGCCGGCGACUAUGCGUACGUCGCCGGGAGCGACGGCGAGGGGUGGAUCGGCUCUGCGUUUUGGAGCCCCGAAAAAGGGCGCGCCAUGCCAGUAACUGCGGCGGUCAAUGCGCGCUUCAGUCUCGUGGCGCUCGGCGAUGUCGACGGGCACGUUACCCUGUUUGAGUUCCAGACGCCAGACGAGCGCCCGACCGAGGUGCUUACGCUCGACGUGCCCACUGCACUGCACGCGACCGAUGCCUACCUCGCGACCGGACCCGUGGCAUCGCUCGCGUGGACGUCCGACGGCCAUGCACUGCUUGCCAGCUAUGAAAAGGGCUGGGCGCUUUGGAGCACCUUUGGCACGCUCCUCUUUCACAGUUUCCGCGACGACUGGGACUCGUCGACGCGUGCCUUUCGCGACUCGUUCAUGUUUGGCAUCCGCAGCGCAUUCUUUGGGCCCGGAAAUACCGAGGCCUUUGUCGCGGCGCACGACGAGGAAGGCGAGGCGCUUGCGUAUGCCAUCCCGUUUGUCAAGUCUUCCAGCACGGCGCAAAUGAUGCCAGAAGAAGCGGCGCAUGCACUCCUGCAGAGCGACGACAGCGUAUUCGUCUACCGUGGCCACGAGCUCCAGGACGACAGCGUGCUCGCGCCGGAGAACGACGCGUGGCGCCACGUCAGCCUCCCGCCCGCGUACCUCGCGGCGCACUGGCCGAUCCGGUACGCGACGCUGUCAAGCGACGCGCGGUUCGUCGCCGUGGCCGGUCGCCGUGGCCUUGCGCACUUCAGCUGCCAGUCCGGGCGCUGGAAGACGUUUGUGAACCCCGCGCAAGAACUGUCGUUUUCCGUGCGUGGCGGCCUCGUCUGGUUCCAGCAUGUGCUGAUUGCCGCAUGCGACUACGACGGCGAAAUCCAGCUGCGCCUGUAUUCGCGCGAUGCGGACCUCGCAAAUGCCAACCUGCUGGAUCUGAUCAAGCUCCCGUCACCGGUGGUGCUCAUGUCCCUCUUUGAUACCAGUCUGCUAGUGUACACGGCAGACAACACCCUGUACCACUAUCUGAUCACGCCGACCGCCGAGCACAUCCGCCUGCGCCUGUGCGGCAGCAUUUCGUUCGAAGGCAUUGUCGGCGAGCCCGCGCGUGUACGUGCCAUGUCAUGGAUCCUCCCGCCGAGUCAGCAGGCGAUGGGCGAUCCUGCACAGGACUUGACGUACGCGAGUCUCCUCUUCUUGAUCGACGCAAAGCUCGUGCUGCUGCGCCCGAGCCGCGGUGAAGACGGCGACGUGAAUCUCGCGUACGACCUGCAGAUCCUCCACGAGCAAACCGAGGCGUACUGGACGAAUCUGCAGAGCCGCGGGCCACUGCACAACUCGCUCUGGAGCUACGACGGAGGGAGCAUGAGCGUGUGGCCCGAUGUGCUUGCGCUUGCGCUCGGCGAGACACUCGCGCCGAGCGCUGUGCUUCCCCUCGAUACCUACCCCAUCUGCAUUCUCCUUGCGCGUGGCGUCGUGUUUGGCGCCGAAGGCACAGCGACCAUCCGCAAGACGCUCGACACGGCCUCCUUCCGCCAGCGGUCCAAGACGACACCGUUCCUGCACGCGCUCCUGCGCGUCUAUCUCAUGAAGCAGCAGCUCGACGAGGCGCUCGAUAUUGCCGCGCCGUACCGCGCGCUGACCUACUUUGGCCACUCGCUCGAGCUGCUUGUGCACGAUCUGCUGGAGGAGGAGGCCGACGCACGGCCGCCCCUUGCGCCGAGUGCACGCCGCCUUCCGCUCAUCCUGCAAUUCCUCGACUACUUUGAAAAUGCGCUGCGCGUCGUGGUGAACGUCGCACGCAAGACCGAGGCCACGCGCUGGCCCACGCUCUUUGACGCGGCCGGGCGGCCGCAGACGCUCCUGCGCCACUGCCUCGACGAGGGCGACUGCGACACAGCACGGCUCUACCUGCUGAUUGUACACGAACUCGAAGACAGCGAGACAAGCAUCGCACUCACCGCCGCGGUCCUCGACGCACUCGAGCGGCAACAAAAGUGGGACGCCUUGCGGGAGCUGCUCAGCUUCCUGCGGUCCCUGGAUGAGGACGGCGCGAUGCUACACGCAUCGCUCCGUGCCGCACAUACACACCUCGCACCUGACUCGGUCCUCGUGACCGAAACACGCGACGCGCCGCCCCCACCGCCGAAGCGCGCGUUGGUCGCCGCGCCCCGCCGGCCGACGUCGCGCCCGGAACGCGUCGAGGCGCACGAAUCGAGCGCCGUGAAUCCUGCCGUACAUACCCUCCACGAGGCGGCACGACACGCAUCACUCACCCUGUCCCCCGUCGCGCUGCCGGUGCGGCAUGCGAAUGGGCGCAUUGUGAUGGCGCCGGGCGCUUCGCCACGCCCUUGA
Messenger RNA from Malassezia japonica, 3027 nucleotides. RefSeq names its product WD40 repeat protein (gene RIC1). The transcript has a single exon. Gene Ontology annotation, cellular component: Ric1-Rgp1 guanyl-nucleotide exchange factor complex; cytosol; Golgi membrane. Lineage: Eukaryota; Fungi; Basidiomycota; Malasseziomycetes; Malasseziales; Malasseziaceae. Bases 1 to 3027 code for a protein of 1008 amino acids. Gene Ontology annotation, molecular function: protein binding. The record is from RefSeq and is a predicted model, not a curated record. Gene Ontology annotation, biological process: intracellular protein transport; retrograde transport, endosome to Golgi.